AUGGCUGAUCCAAGCUGGGGCGAGCAUGCCUAUGCUACGCUUCUGUUGAACGAUGCCUAUCUUCCUGGUGCCCUGGUUCUUGCCCACUCUCUGCGCGAUGCCGGCACCUCCAAGAAGCUCGCGGUCCUGGUCACCCUCGACGGCGUGACUGCUGAUGCCAUUGUUCAGCUCAAGACCGUCUACGACUAUGUCUUGCCUGUGCCUCGAAUCCGCAAUGACAAGCCUGCCAACCUCUACCUCAUGAACCGUGCCGAUCUGCACUCUGCCUUUACCAAGAUCAACCUGUGGAAGCAGACGCAGUUCUCCCGAAUUGUCUACAUCGACGCCGAUGUCGUCGCCUACCGAGCUCCCGAUGAGCUCUUCGACCUCCCACACGCCUUUGCGGCCUCCCCUGAUAUCGGUUGGCCCGACAUCUUCAACACCGGUGUCAUGGCCCUGACGCCCAACAACGGCGACUACCACGCCAUGGUUGGCCUGGCCGAGAGGGGCAUCUCCUUUGACGGUGCCGAUCAGGGUCUCCUCAACACCUACUUCAAGAACAACUUCCACCGUCUGCCCUUUACCUACAACGUCACCCCCUCUGCACACUACCAAUACCUCCCCGCCUACCGUCACUUCCAGUCCAGCAUUAACAUGGUUCACUUCAUUGGACCUGACAAGCCAUGGAAGGCCGGCCGCAAUGCUUCAUACGGAAGCUCUGCUUAUGAUGAAAUGGUUGGCAGAUGGUGGGCAGUCUAUGAUCGCCACUACCGCGAGAAGGAGAUUUCUCAGCUUGCCAACGGCAGUGGUAACUACAACCAAGCUUACGAGUCUCAAAAGAACGCCUCUCUGGCCGACACAAAGUUCGACACACCACAAGGAGGAAACUUCCAACAGACGCCCCGUCAGAUCUUCCCCUGGGAGGCCAACCAGCCCAAGGCUACGAGAUCUUUCUACGGUGAUGAGCCGGAGCUGCAGCCACAGGGUGCCUCCCGCUCAGGCCCUACUGCUGCCAAGUCGACUGGUCGUUCAUCAGUGACAAAGUCGCCUCCGAAGUCACCCGUUUCAAAAGCGUCGGACAACAAGAGCGAGGCCGGAACAGCAUCCUGGACAACAUACUCGCGUGGUAAUGCCUGGGACGAGGUCCCCGGCAUCUCCAAGUAUGCGGACGCCGUCGAGAAGCGCCACCGAUCAAGUAGCCGGGGCAAGGAAGGAGAGGAGAAUGACGACGAAGAUGAUGAGCAGGAAGAGAUCCAGCGUCCCUUCAAGGUUACUGACUUCCCCACUGAGGCGGAACGGCCCAGCCUGCCGGUCACACCGGCACCAGUUCCCCGGGGACGCGAUGCCGCUGGCAAAGCGCUGCCGGAAGCUGUGGGCGUGCCGUCACAGUCCGAAUGGGAUCCCACUGCGCAGUUAGAGAAGCUCGCUCAACAGCAGUCGGCGAUACUAUUGCGCAAGCUGGGGGGAGACAAGGGGGGCGUACCAGGAGGAUCAACUCCUGUCGUGCUGAGUCCGCGGCCUGUCAAGGGAACAGCGGCGGCAGCAACCAGGAGUCUGGAGCGCAAGAUGAAUGAAGAAGAAGCUGGCAAGUCAUGA
Trichoderma breve is the source of this 1575-nucleotide messenger RNA. Its product is annotated as glycosyl transferase family 8 domain-containing protein. Gene Ontology annotation, cellular component: cytoplasm. NCBI's taxonomy places the organism in Eukaryota, Fungi, Ascomycota, Sordariomycetes, Hypocreales, Hypocreaceae. The transcript is spliced from 8 exons. Gene Ontology annotation, molecular function: glycosyltransferase activity. The record is from RefSeq and is a predicted model, not a curated record. Bases 1 to 1575 code for a protein of 524 amino acids.